AUGACGAAUAAGAGAAAGGCAAGACCGGUAGCUGCAGCUACUCCAACGACAACAACCACUGCGCCUGCGUCUGCACCUGUUGUGUCAGAAUCAGAGGAGCUUAGACUAAAGGGCAAUCAAUUAUAUACAAAGGGUCAGAUCAAGUUGGCUUUGAAGACGUAUGCUGAAGCACUGGCCAUUGCUCCCAAUGACUUUACAGUCGUUUCGAAUCAAGCAGCAUGCCACUUUGAGCUCGGUGACUACAACGCAGCCAUCGAGACCUCAAACAGGGUGCUCACAAUGAUUGCUGAGCAAGGCGGCAACGAUCCCAGUCAGCUCACCAAGAAGAACAUGACCCGUGUCAUCAAGGCACUGUUCAUACUCAAUGAUCGCGACAAGUUGGUCCCAUUGCUCGCCCAGAGUGAAGACUUUAUCAAGGGUACUCCAGAAGUCGAUGCUAUCUAUCGCGCGAUGGCCAGUGAAACUGCCGAGCUCGAGAGACUGCAGGCGCAGCAGGACGCCCAUCACAUGGUCCUGAUCCCAGACUUGCCUCGCUUCUUGCCCAAGCGCACACGUAUCUUGGAGUACUUUGUUGUGGGCCAUGACCAUCCUGCCAGCGCACUCGUGGGCACCGAAGUCAAGCUCACCACGAAGGAGCACGUCAGGAAGGACGGCCAGCUCCAGCGCCACUACGACAAGGACACACUCCAGGUGUCCAAGCAUCCCCACAUGUCCUUCUUCUACGGUGGCUGCAGCGAUGCCCGUCACGCCCUGAUCACAUACGCCGAUCUCGGUCGUCAGCUGUCGACAAUGCCCGUCAACACCAAGCUACACAUGACACUCAACGACAUCAACCCAUGUCCAAUCGCACGUGACAUUAUCAUCACGUACCUUCUCUACUCAAUCGGUGGCCAUUCAACCAUUGACGCAAUCUACACAGACAAACAAGCCGCAUUGGAUGCAUCUCUGCUGUACUACGUCUACUUUGGUGUGGCCAUGCCCACGGCCACAUACACGCGACUCAUGCAGUUGAUCGACGAGCUGAUGGCGUUGGACGCCGACAAGCUUCCCGAAUAUCUUAUCAUCGACAGGGAAUCAUGGGCGCUCGUGCGCAACUCGUUGGAUUACUGGCGCAGCGAAAAAAAGAUCAAGUCAAAGACGAUGAUGGAGCAUUACAAGUUGAGCUCAGACUAUGAGGUGCCCGAGGAGGACUAUACCAACCCAGAGAUGCUCAAGAACAAGGAGAUCGUCGAGGCCGAUCGCCAACGCAUGCUCGCGCAGAUCAACAACUUCGACGCCAUGAAGAAGGCGUACCCGGGACUGACACGCGAAGAGUUUGAGAAGCGCAGAAAGGUAAUGACCGAAGAGAUCAUGAGAAAGGCCGACACGGAGCUGAUGGGCCAGCUCCGUCUGCCCAUUCACCAGGACAACUCAUGGCUCAUUGUGUUCAAGGCGAUACCGGUGCCAAAGCCACUGCUGCUGUGCGAGAACACUGGUGUCGAGAAGGAGAUAUUCAACCUGUCCGAGAAGAUCACCAUGAAUAUCAGGUCGGGCAACUCGGCCAAGGCCGAAGCACACAAGGCAGAGAUCAAGAAGUUGUUGGCCAACUGGAAGCCAAACGUCACCUUCUUGGACAAAGAGAGCAAGAUCUUUGAGUUCCAGAACAUGGAGUUCCAGCCAAUCGAGGAGUUGGAUAGCUUCCUCUCCAUGAAGUGGUUGGGCGAACCAGCAAUGGAUGACCCGACGUUCUUUGACUACUUUAUCAACUUCUUUUAUAGGUCUGGCAGAGGCAUGCGCCAACUUGUAGACCUCAAGUACCUGGCGAUUGAGAUGUGCGUUGGAGAUAUGCACAAGCACCUCGAGAGGAUAAGAUCACGCCCCAACAACAUCAUACAAAGCCUACCAAACUCAUUCGAUCGAAUAUUCUUGAGCAACGUACCAGACUACAUGGGCCAUCUGUCCGUCUUUUCAGAUGUUGUCAAAAGUCUAAAGUUCGUGCCACAUGCCUACAUCAAGUUCAACAUCUAUCUCAACAAUGGCAUGUUCAGGGAUUACGCCGAGGCUGUCACCACUCACACUCUUUUGCACCAACCCAUCUCCAACUUGCCGAGGUUCCUGGGCAUAGGCUGUCCCGCCAACGCAAACAUAUGGAACGACACCAAUUGGACACAGCGUGCAGCCAGUCUGCCGCUCCAAAUUGAGUCACUCGCCACCAAGGAUGAGCUGUGGCAGUGGCUGGUGCGCAUGCUUAUCAAUGUCAUGCUGCCCGCCAAGAUCAUCCCCAACCAGCCAUGCACCAUCAACUACCCCAACAACAUGUCGAUCUAUUUCCGCAUUCUCGAGAGACUGCGCGACAUUGGAUACCCUCUGCACUGGUUGACAACCUUUACCGAUCAGUUGUUAUCUGGCGAGGUGAACUCGACCGCCACACUCACUCCCAAGCGUGUUGUCCCAUCAGACACACCGAGGGGCCCGGCCACGACCAUCUACACCAACGCGUUCCGUCUCGAGCUUAGGACGUUGGCCGCGAUCUGGAUGCGCCAGUCACUGCGCACACGUAUCACCGCGCCUCUCCCACAACCAUCUGACAUCCAAAAGUGGCGCAUCAAGUCCUUUAUCAUGCACGACACAGCAUGGGGAGGCAGGGUACUGACCAACCCCAAUACACCAGUAAUCUCAGCCGCGAUCUACUAUGAUCGUUGCCCCAAGCAGUACCAGAUGGUUACAGUGGUGCACAUGUCAAAUGGCGACGAGAUAUCCGACAACCUCAGGAGGAACGUGGUGGACAAUGUGUCCAUCAGCCAGCAGAUUCAGUUCAUCACAAUGAUUGAGUGGUGCGAUAUCACGAGGAGUUUGGUGUUCUGGAUGUCUCGCGAGGACAUGAAGACGCUGGUGGACAACAAUGCCAAGAUAGCAGUCUAUCGCAAUGAUGCAUACCGUGCCAUCACCAAUUCGAUCGAUAUCAAGCUUGCAAAGAAGUUCGACAUGGAAGAGCAUCUGCAAGAAUAUGCAUCAGAGAACAACAAUCUUGCAAAGAAGGCUGGUGCUGUCAAUCCAUUCGAGAUGUAUCGAUCGAUGUAUCCCGAUGUAGAGUUCAACGACGAGGAUGAUGAGUUUGACUACUUCAACAACGAUAGUGAUGAUUCCGAUGAAGAUGAUGACGAUGAGGACGAGGAUGAGGACGAGGAUGAAGACGAGGAAGAGGAUGGGGACGAUGACGAGGAAGAGGAGGAGAACCUAUACUCAGACUCGGACUAA
Acytostelium subglobosum LB1 is the source of this 3237-nucleotide messenger RNA. RefSeq lists its product as hypothetical. Bases 1 to 3237 code for a protein of 1078 amino acids. Gene Ontology annotation, molecular function: protein binding. The transcript is spliced from 2 exons. NCBI's taxonomy places the organism in Eukaryota, Evosea, Eumycetozoa, Acytosteliales, Acytosteliaceae. The record is from RefSeq and is a predicted model, not a curated record.